GUCCCAUACGCCUCUAAAGGGAAGAGUCUGUCUCAGGACAAUCCAAGCACAUCCAGACACAAGGUAUAACAAAACACCAUCUCCUUAAAAAAGUUGUGGACAUGGGCGUCUGUGGGAAGCUUUUGCAAAUCAUGGUGCCUGGAGUGAUAAUAUUUGCAGUUGUGUCAGCAGCAACUAACGCCAAGCCUGGCUGCCCCAACAGGUGUGGAGGUGUAGAAAUUCCAUACCCAUUUGGCUUGACUGAGGCCUGCUAUCUAGAUGUGAGCUUUAAUAUCACCUGUGACGACUCUGGAAUACCAAAGACAGGUAUUCUCAAUGUAACAAGCAUAUCCAUUGAGACUCAUGAGUUGCAUAUCUUGAAUUCUGUAGCCCGAGAUUGUUACAAUCGGUUCGGUGGAGUUUUAUACAAAGGCUGGUUCUCGGUCCGGACAGGCCAGUACACCAUUUCGAACACCAAAAAUAAGAUCAUUGUUCUUGGCUGUGACACUUAUGCAUACCUCAGUGGGCUCCAAAACGGAGAAUGGUACUCGAUCGGGUGCUCAUCUCGAUGCCCUAGCCUUAACAAUGUGGUCAAUGGAUCUUGCUCUGGCGUUGGGUGUUGCGAGGUAGGGUUUCCGGAUGGGCUAAAGGAUAUUGAAGUGAAAGUAACGAGCUUCAAAAAUCACACCAAAGUAUGGAACUUCAAUCCCUGCGGCUAUGCUUUUGUUGUCGAGAAAGGCGAGUUCAACUUCUCCUCCAGUUAUCUCAAGAAUUUUCAUCUACCGAACAAGACGGUUCCACUGGUGCUUGAUUGGGCUGUUGGCGAUGAGAAAUGCAAAGAAGCUCGGAACAAACCGAAUUUUGCAUGUCAGGAGAAUAGCGAAUGCUUUGACCCUCAAAACAGGCGAGGGUACCGCUGCAAGUGCAAGCAGGGUUACCAAGGGAACCCAUACCUCCAUGGGGGUUGCCAAGACAUUGACGAAUGUAGGGAUUCAAAACUCAAUAAUUGCACGAAAAUCUGUAUCAACAUAGAAGGCAAUUAUACAUGUGCUUGUCCCAAGGGGUACCAUGGGGACGGAAGAAAAGAUGGUGAAGGUUGUGCUGCGGAUCCCGUACAGCAAGCGAAUAAGAUUCCCAUUGGCAUUAGCAGUGUCCUUGGGCUAUUGGUUCUACUUGUUGGUGGAUGGUGGUCCUACAAAGUGAUCAAAAAAAGGAGGAUGAUUAAACAGAAGAACAAGUUCUUCAAACGAAAUGGUGGUUUAUUGUUACAACAACAAUUAUCUUCUCAUGAAGCAAAUGUUGAGAACACCAAAUUGUUUAAUUCAAAAGAUUUGGAGAAGGCUACUGACCGUUUUAAUAUAAAUAGAAUACUUGGGCAGGGAGGACAAGGCACUGUCUACAAAGGCAUGUUAGCAGACGGAAGAAUCGUUGCAGUGAAAAAGUCCAAGGUAAUUGAUGAAGGAAAACUCAAAGAAUUCAUUAAUGAAGUUGUCAUUCUUUCACAAAUUAAUCAUAGGAAUGUGGUUAAGUUAAUUGGCUGUUGUUUGGAGACGGAAGUUCCUCUACUAGUUUACGAAUACGUUCCUAAUGGAACUCUUUCCCAAUAUGUCAAUGGCCAAAAUGAGGAGUUUCCACUAACUUGGGAUAUGCGCUUACGAAUUGCAACAGAAGUUGCUGGAGCGCUCUUCUACUUGCACUCAGUAGCUUCCAUUCCCAUUUACCAUCGGGACAUUAAGUCUACAAACAUACUCUUAGAUAAUAAAUACAGAGCUAAAGUAGCUGACUUCGGAACUUCAAGAUCCAUCACCAUUGAUCAAACUCACUUAACCACACUAGUACAUGGCACUUUUGGAUAUUUGGACCCUGAGUAUUUUCAGUCAAGUCAGUUUACAGAAAAAAGUGAUGUUUAUAGUUUCGGUGUUGUCCUUGCCGAGCUGUUAACUGGAGAAAAAGUUAUAUCUUCAACAAGGACACAAGAAUCCAAAAGUUUGGCAGCAUAUUUCAUUCAAUCGGUGGAGGAGAACAAUUUGUUUGAUAUUAUUGAUAGUCGAGUUUUGAAGGAAGGUAAGAAAGAAGAAAUCAUUGUGGUCGCGAACCUUGUGAUAAGGUGCCUGGACUUAAACAGGAAGAAACGACCUACAAUGAGAGAAGUUGCAAUGGAGUUGGAGGGAGUUCGAAUGUUGCAAAACACUCCUAAGCUUCAGCAAAAUUAUGAAGAGUAUGAAUAUGUCGAAGAAGGUAUGUACAAGCCAUGGGAUGCUUCUACCUCGUCAACAAUGUCAGCUUUAUCUAUAGACACCCAACCAUUAGUAUCUUUUCAAACAGUGUGAAUUAUUUUUUUUUUAAUGUCAUGUUGUUGGCUAGAUAAUUUGUAGUUUACUUGUAUUGUACUGGUAAUUUCAAGAAUCAUAUAUAAGAAC
Molecule: messenger RNA, 2399 nt
Organism: Corylus avellana
Lineage: Eukaryota; Viridiplantae; Streptophyta; Magnoliopsida; Fagales; Betulaceae
Source: RefSeq, a predicted model, not a curated record